UGUAUCAUGGCGACAAGAAAUGGAUUUAUUUAUGCUUUGCAUUUCAUUAAAGAAACAAGAGCAAGUUUUUAUCGCCAAGAAACACAUAUGAAUGUAAUCAAACGCGAGACUCAAUAAUCCUUUAAUUCGAAACCGUUGAGUUUUCUAAGGUAAUCGUUGGACUUGAUGGGUUCUCAAUCCGUAACAAAGGCUGUAGCAAAGAAAUUGAAGUAUUAUGUUGAUAUAAAAAGGAGAGAAGAUGCAUUUGAUCUUACUGGACCAUAUUUACCCCCACAGGAACCAAUGCCACAUAGACCUGGUCCCACACUAGCAUAUGAUGGUAUUCAUGAUCGGAGUCUAAAACAUUAUUUCCGAGAUCCGGAAGUCAAACAAAAAGUUGGUAAAAUGACCACGUCCUCGGGAAAGGCCUACCGCGAGAAUGAAAUACGACAAAUCCUGGAUGUUGAAAUGUCCAAACGAAAUUAUAAGUUAACCUCUGACCCGGAGUCGCCAUAUCUCAGCGGUGUGAGGAAACAAAGUGCGCCAGUUAGACGUAGACCUCGAGCUCUGAUUAGUGUUGAUGAAUAUUUAAAAACAAAAAAGGGAUCAAAGCAAAGGAAAGUGAAGCCUGAUAGUAUCGGUAAACCUCGGAAAGCUGUUAGAAGAUCACCACCUCAUUUUGUCAGCAAGAACGAACAUGAACGUCUGGUGAACAUGGCUGCACGAUUGAUCGCAGCUACUGAAACUUCUGCGUUGCCAGGCAACCGAUACUCACGAACAGCGGGCGAAACAUCAACGUGUGAUAGUUCUCAAAUAGACCUGCAAAGUUAUACUGGCGAAAGCUCAGACACAGAAAUUAGUGCAAGAAGACAUCCAAGACCACCUUCUCGAGCCGGUCAUCCCCUGACCAGAUGGACACCUCCAAGAGCUUCCUCUGCUGACGCAGGCGUACAUAAGAAAACGUCUUCAAAGUCUUCAAACAAUUCUGUUCAAUCUGACACAAGUGAUUAUCGAAACCUGCAAGUUAGCCAUCGCAAGGGUUCUAAGAAGAAGGAAUCUGUCUCGCCCUACCAACAAGGACCGGCCAAAGAUGGAAAAUCAGUUCGCAAGAAGCCACUAGAACCGAGUCUCCAACAUCCGCCUUAUCGUCCUCACAGUGCCCGUUAUGGUAAAACGUCAAAAAACAAUGGAUAUAUAAAUGACAAGAAGAUGGUGAACUCGUACAUGGCAAGCUCUGAAGAUGAACGCAAUAUGGCGAAUAAUGACCAGAGAUUAUUUUACAAAAGAUCUCCAAAGCUAAACGGUGUACGAAUUCGCACCUUGACAUAUGAGGUUUAUAUUGUGACUGGGGAUUGUCGGGGAGCUGGUACCGAGGCGGAUAUAAAAUUGACCUUAUUUGGAGAACACGGCUCUUCCGGUGAACGACCGCUGCUCAAAUCAAUGAAUCAUCCACGCAGGUUUUGCAGAGGACAGGUUGAUAUUUUCCCCAUCGAUUCUUUGUACUUGGGAGAACUACAUAACAUUCGGAUUGGGCAUACCAAGACAUCGCCAGAGCAUGGUUGGUUCCUUGAAAAGAUUUACAUCAGCGAGGGCAAAAAGGAGAAUCGUGUCUUUGAAUUCUCAUGUCAAAGAUGGUUCUCUGCACAAAAAGACGACGGGCAAAUUGUGCGCGACGUUUCUGUCUCAGAACUUAUCUCAGAACCAGAACUAAAUAACAAGAUAGACGAAUACACAAGCCAAGCACUGGGCUCAUCAGAUGAUGAAUCCGAUGCUAGCUACUCGUCGGAAUCCAGCGAUGACAAAAAGCAACGUUAUUCGUCAGAUAGAGAUAGUCAAACUUCAGAAAACAAUCGAAAAGGAAGCCCCAAGGCCUCUCAAAAGGAAAGAACUGGAAAACACCAUGAAACACGCAAGAAAACGGUUUCGUUUGAAGGAGAAAACACAAAGAAAGAACACGACUCGGAUGAUCACGAUGACGUAACGAAGAACUCCGAAGAUGAGUAUGCAAGUAGUUUAGAAAAAUCUGAUUACAGCAGCUCAGAUACAGAGGAUGAGAAUGCAGGUAAAAGAUCCGGGAGUGAAAAAUCUCCCAGUGAAGUUUCUGAUGACGAAGAAAGGAAAAAAAAUUCUGAAGUAAAAAAUUCGGAGGGCAUAAACUCAGACGAUAAAAAUUCGAAGGGUAAGAGUUCCGAGGAGAAAGGUUCCGAUAGGCAAUCAGAGGAAAAGAUUUUCAUUGAUAAGAAUUCUAAAAAAGAAAACGUUUUGAAGAAAGAUUCAGAGCGUAAAAGCUCGAAGGAAGAGAGUUCCGAGAAAAGGAAAGAAGAAGAUUUUUGGUCGGCUGGUUCAGAUAAAUGUGAACCAAUCCACUAUGACUUGGGUGUGAAGGAUGAGGAAACCCGAGAAAAAGAUGAUUCAGAUCACUCCAGUUCGCCAGAGAGUUCACCUAACUCAUCUUUAACAAGCUUGAAACAUGACAAGGUGGAGGAUGGAAAAGAGUCGGCAAAAGAAAAAAGAGUUGAUAAUGAAACCGAUAGUAAGGACGAACAAGAGAGUGCUGAUAAACAAAGUAACCAAGAGAGCGUGAAAACUGAUGUUAAAUCAGAUGAAGAGUCGAAUAAAGAUUACAUGGCAGGAUUUCUUGCUGGCGUAAGAGCAACUGAACACGAAAAAGAAAUGCACAAAGAAGAUGAACAGGCCAGCGAUAAUUAUGAAGAUGAUGAAGAUGAUGAAGAAUAUAUUAUGAGAAAAGGUCCAUCACUUCAUGUCGCGGUGUCAACUGGGGAUACUGACAGGGUACAUGAACUGAUUCAACACAACCCAUCUCUGAAAGACCAAACCGACGAAAAGGGUUGGAUUCCACUUCAUGUCGGUUGUGCGUCUGGGCAGCUGGAGUGCGUAAAACUUAUUGCCGUCAGUGGAGGAAACUUAGAGCAAGAGACACCAACUGGAUAUACCAGCAUGCAUCUCGCUGCUAUGAAUGGCCACGUGAAUUGUAUGAUGGUUUUAUUUGCACUGGGUGCUGAAAUCAGUUGUCGCACUAUUGAUGAGUACACACCUCUACACCUCGCUGCUAUGAGUGGACACGUGGAAUGUGUGAAGUGGUUGCUCGCUAAUCGAGCUAGACACGACGUGAAAGAUGUGAAUGAUCGAACUCCAGGCGAUAUUGCUGAGGAAUACUGCUAUGAAGAUGUUGCCAAGUUAUUAAAGUCCUUCAAAAAAGAACUGACUCGUACAGACAGUACUUUAUCUCAUCUUUUGACUUAUGAAGGAAAAAGACGAAAAAGUACCGAAUCUGUAACGAGUGAAACUGUUGAUUCUUCAAAAAAAGUGACAGAUAAUGAUGAAGAGGUAUUAGAAAAUGAUCAGGAAAAUUGGGUCAGUGACAAUGAUGAUGAUGAUAAUGAUGAUGAUGAUGUUCAGGACAAAGAAGCCUCGUCCACUUCUGCACAGCGGCCACCUUCGGGCUUACGACCCGCAUCAGGCGGCCGACCCGGUUCAGGCCGGCGCCCGGGAUCAGCCCGAAGUGACGAUGGUGUUAACGCAAUGAAUAGAACAGACUCCAUAAUGACCAAAGAGGAGAAAAAGAAAUUAUAUGAAAAACAACGGAAACAAAUGAAGAAAAGAAAUUCAAGUUUCCUUGAUAGCAUACGAAUGGAUGUCGAAGACGAUUUUAAUGGAAAUUUCUAAGAUAUAUAUUUGUACAUAGAAAACCACACAUUCACACGAAUACAUGAUUCAUUUUAUGAUCACAACACAAUAUGAAGACGAUUUGAAUAGCAAUUCCCCGAGAAUUACAUCCAACAUGUAAAAUUUAGUAAGGUUUUGUUGCACAAGCAACCAGUUUCAAUAUUUUAAUCAAUCGUUUUCGCUUCUAUAGUUUAAGUAAAAAAUGCAAAGCAUAGUUAAAUUUAGCUAUGUCGACUAUGCGUUCAUUUUAUCUGCCAAUAAAGAGCUCUGGAAAAAAUUAAUCAAUUCCUAUGAUUUACUUUUAAUCAUAAAGCACUCCCAAAUUUACCCUAGCUGUACAUAAAACAAUUUACUAAGUCUCCUAUCUUUUUGAUAUAACUGCUUUGAAAGAUCUUUUUGAUAUAGCUGCUUUGAAAGAUCUUUUUUAUAUAGCUGAACGUGCGAGAAUUCAACGACCGCCUCAUUUUAUGUGCAUUACGUGAUCUGACCCAACAUCGAUUAUACCAAAGAAUUUGCUUUCAUAAAUUCUUGCUAUCAUGGAUUCUGUCCCCUUGAAUGUGGUGUCAUUUCAAUCAAAUUUGCUUUCCUUAGCCAAACAUGUUUUAAAACCAUUAAU
Messenger RNA from Dendronephthya gigantea, 4282 nucleotides. RefSeq lists its product as uncharacterized. NCBI's taxonomy places the organism in Eukaryota, Metazoa, Cnidaria, Anthozoa, Malacalcyonacea, Nephtheidae. The record is from RefSeq and is a predicted model, not a curated record. Gene Ontology annotation, molecular function: protein binding. The transcript has 24 exons. The coding region runs from base 166 to 3666 and encodes 1166 amino acids.